Rattus rattus (black rat) is the source of this 636-nucleotide messenger RNA. RefSeq names its product claudin-34-like. Gene Ontology annotation, cellular component: plasma membrane; bicellular tight junction. Lineage: Eukaryota; Metazoa; Chordata; Mammalia; Rodentia; Muridae. The transcript has a single exon. Gene Ontology annotation, biological process: bicellular tight junction assembly; cell adhesion. The record is from RefSeq and is a predicted model, not a curated record. The coding region runs from base 1 to 636 and encodes 211 amino acids. Gene Ontology annotation, molecular function: structural molecule activity.
AUGUUGAUCAAAAAACGAUACAAUAGCCAAAUGGGAGGCUUUGCUUUGACCACACUGGCUUGGAUUAUUUGCUGUAUCUCCAUAGGCUUACCUCAGUGGCGAGUGUGGCACUUCCAAGACCCUGAGGUCUUUAAGCCUACUACAGCAUUUGUUGGCAUGUGGAGAGUCUGUACUUUCCAGCAUAAUGACAACUUUAGCAACAUCAGAAUAUGUCACCGAUACAACUACCAUGAUACCUUCAUUCCUUUGGAUAUCCGAGUGACCCAACAAUUGCUACUGGUUGCUAGUUUUCUUGGACUGGUUGGGAAAGCCACCACCAUUAUUUCCCUUUGGAAUGUGUGCGGAGGAAGAGUACGUACAAAUGCCACUUACAAUCCAUUUGGUCUAUCUGGAAUUCUGAACAUCAUUGCUAGCAGUUUUCUUUGCCUUGCCGUAUUGUUUAACUAUAUAUCCAUCAUACUACAGGAGGGAAUAGUAUUCCCACCAUCUUUUAAUGUGCCUUCCCAGCCAGACACACAGGAAAUUGGAAGUGCCAUGGCCUUGGCAAUUAUAGCUGCAGUUUUCUUUCUAUUAAGUGGUACAAUUUUGCUUACUUCAACUUUUCCUAGAGAAAAGCCAGUGCGUUCUAAAUAUUAA